GAUCACCUGGCUGUGGCCUCGUCCUGACCCAAGUUUGGGCUCUUUUGCUUUCCUCCGCAUAGCAUACAGCCAGCCCUUCAAAAUGUCAGCAGCACCAGCAUUGACAAGCACAGCCAACUGCGGCAGCAGUGAACGGCCGCGGGCCAACAGCGCGGUUGACAACCUCCGCUUCGUCAAGAACAAGACGGUCAGCCUGAUCGGUUGUCCCUUCAGCUCUGGUCAGGGACGACCAGGUGUCGAGGCAGGGCCCAACUCGCUCGUCUCCGCUGGUCUGCUCGAGCAGCUCACCCAGCUCGGCUGGACAGUCGAGUUCACAGGGUAUCAGCAGUUCGAGUCCAUUGUCUCUUCUGAGCAGCUGGCCAAAGAUACGCCGAUCGGAAAGAUGAAGAAUCCUCGCACCGUCUCACACGUGACCCAGGCGGUCGCAACUGUCGUCGCCUCCAAGGCGAAGGAGGGCAAGAUCCCGCUAACGCUCGGCGGCGACCACUCGCUCGGUCUCGGCACAGUGCUUGGCUCUCUCGCCGCGCACCCGGACCUGGCACUGAUCUGGGUCGACGCGCACGCCGACAUCAACACGCCGCAGACGACCGACUCGGGUAACCUGCACGGCUGCCCCGUCUCGUUCCUGUGCAACCUCGAAGACACGCAGGUCGAGCCCUUCUCCACCUGGCUGCCCGGCCCCGCAUCGAAGUUCCUCGACCCCAAGCGGCUCGUAUACAUUGGCCUGCGCGACGUAGACUCAGAGGAGAAGACUAUCCUGCGCAAGCACGGCAUCAAGGCGUUCAGCAUGCACGAGGUCGACCGGUACGGCAUCGGUGCAGUUGUUGACAUGGCGCUCGAUUACAUCAACGACGGUGUAAAAGGCAAGCGCGAGAGACCCAUCCACCUCAGCUUCGACGUUGACGCGCUCGACCCGAGCGUCGCGCCGUCGACCGGCACGCCCGUGCGUGGCGGUCUCUCCUUCCGCGAGGGUCACUACAUCUGCGAGGCGCUCUACGAGACUGGCGCACUUGUCGCCAUGGAUCUCAUGGAGGUCAACCCAUCGCUCAUGCCCGCUGAUGCCGAGCAGACCAUUGCCGUUGGCUGCUCGCUCGUGCGCUCUGCGUUCGGCGAAACCCUGUUGUGAUGCCCAACUGUCCAGGAAAAGAGCAAGAGACAAGUACCAUUGCUUGAACGCUAGACUGCAAACCUUGUUUAGCAGAACAAAAUUGCAAACGAAUUUCGUGUAUGCGCAUUGCUCCUGCUCGAUACAUGUGGCACCACCAUCUGGCGUGUCGAAGGUGAAAAACUGAAAGAGUGUAAGGCAAAGAU
Tilletiaria anomala UBC 951 is the source of this 1311-nucleotide messenger RNA. Its product is annotated as Ureohydrolase. The record is from RefSeq and is a predicted model, not a curated record. NCBI's taxonomy places the organism in Eukaryota, Fungi, Basidiomycota, Exobasidiomycetes, Georgefischeriales, Tilletiariaceae. Gene Ontology annotation, cellular component: cytosol; cytoplasm; nucleus. Gene Ontology annotation, molecular function: manganese ion binding; arginase activity. Bases 83 to 1126 code for a protein of 347 amino acids. The transcript is spliced from 3 exons.